UUGCCCUCUUCAGCUGCAUACUGAUAUGUUUACUGACGGCAGGGAAAUGAGAGAACCAAUGGGCUGGAGAGGCCGGGAGCUGCCCCAGAAACUUACUGGUUUUUCAUUGCUGAUCUGACAAGUGAGAAAAGUGACUAAGAAUACUAAACAGGAAACACUGUAAGCACUCGGGCAAUCUGUGCAGAAAGAGAAACAGAGUUAAUGCUUCAAGUGGAAGAUCUUUCAUCAGACAGAGAACUACUUGUAUCUAACAAGCCUGCUGGCGAAGAGUUUGGUAGUUUUAUUUCACACAAGCAUGGCCACACGUUUUUUCGAGGGGAAGGAACAUGCUGCUCUGUACCAGAAGUACAGACCCUUUGCAUCUACUGAAAUUAACAGCCUCAUCCUCAAAUACCUGGAGAAAAAGAAGGGGAAGCCAUUCAGCCUUGCGGUGGAUGUGGGUUGCGGUUCUGGCCAGAGUUCCAGGGGACUGGCUCCCUUCUUUGACGUUGUGGUUGGAGUUGAUGUGAGCGAGGCUCAGAUUGAAGAGGCCAAGAAGACAUGUGGACUCAAUAAUGUUUCCUAUAGACAGGGUGCGGCAGAGAAGAUGGAUUUCAAGGACGCGUCUGUUGACUUGGUCACAGCGGCGACAGCAGCACAUUGGUUUGAUGUGGAGAAGUUUUUGAAGGAGGUUGACAGGAUUCUAAAGCCAAAAGGCUGCUUGGCUCUCCAUAGCUACCGAUUUCCAUUUGCCAUGCAUUAUAACGGCUGCUCCGAGAGUCUGACUCAGAUUGUGGAAGAGAUGUACGAGAGAUUAGUGCCCUACAAGAGUGAAAGAACACAGAUGGUUUGGAAUAAAUACAAAGAAAUAUUUGAAGCUAUCACAUUCUCAGACAAAGAAAGAGUUGACAAUAUUCUAAUCAAGCACCAAGCAUCUAUCUCAGGGAUCAUGGGUUUAAUUAAAUCCUUAUCUUGUUACCAAAUGUUCCUGAAGAAAGAUCCAGAAGCUGCUAAAUCUUUACUUGAAAUAACAGAGCAAAGACUUCUGCAAGCUAUGGGAGUUUCUUCCAACGAUACUGUGGUGGAAAUAACAAUGAAUUCCUUUUGUUUACUGGCCAGCAAACCAGAGUAAUGUGGGUUUGCUGUUCUCAGGCCGGUUAUACCAAAGUUGCAUCAAUGACUGCAUCAACACUGUUUCCUGACCCAUGCGGAGCUUGUUAACUUCAUCAACUUUGUCUUCAACUUCCACCAGGCCCUCAAAUUUACUUGGUCCAUUUCCGACACCUCCCUCCCCUUUCUCGAUCUCUCUGUCUCGAUCACUGGAGACAGCUUACCUAAUGAUCUUUUAUAAACUCACUGACUCUCACAGCUACCUGGACUAUACCCCAUCCUGUUGAUUGUAAAAAUGCCAUCGCCUUCUCUCAAAUCCCCUGUCUCUACAGCAUCUGCUCUCAGGAUGAGGCUUUUCAUUCCAGAACUAAAAGUCUCCUUCUUCAAAGAAAGGGGUUACCCUUCCUCCACCAUCAAUGCUGCCCUCACCAGUAUCUCUUCCAUUUUGCCCACAUUUGUCCUCCCCCAACCCACCAGUGAUACGGUUCCUCUUGUCCUCACCUACCACCCCACCGGUCUCGGCGUCCAGCACAUAAUUCUCUGUAACUUCCACCAUUUUCAAUGGGAUCCAACCACCAAACACAUCUUUUCUUCCCCCCACUUUUUGCUUGUCCAUUCAAUCCUCCCCACUAUCUCUCUCCUGGCACUAAUCCUUACAAGUGGAACAAGUAUGGAUAAGAACAGGUUGAGUGAACUCAGCAUUUUCUCCUCGGACCGACGGAGGAUGAGAAGUGACCUGAUAGGGGUGUAUAAGAUGAUGAGAAGCAUGGAUCAUGUGGAUAGUCAGAGGCUUCUUCCCAGAGCUGAAAUGGCUAGCGCGAGAGGGCAUAGCUUUAGGAUACCUGGAAGUAGGUACAAAGGAGAUGUCAGGGGUAAAUUAGUUACACAGUGAGUGGUGAGUGCGUGGAAUGGACUACCGGCGACUGUGGUGGAGACGGAUAUGAUAGGGUCUUUUAUGAUACUCCCGGAUAGGUACAUGAAGCUUAGAAAAAUAGAGGGCAAUGGGUAACCCUAAGUAAUUUCUAAGGUAAGGACAUGUUGGGCACAGCUUUGUAGGCUGAAGGGCCUGUACUGUGUUGUAGGUUUUCUAUGUUUCUAAGUGCUACACCUGCCCCUACACCACCUCCCUCACUGCCAUUCAGAGCCCAAAACAUCAACUGUUUGCUCUUUUGCAAAUAUGCUGCCUGGCCUGCUGAGUUCCUCCCGCAUCUUGUGUGUAUUGCUUCAAUUUUCAACAUCUGCAGAUUUUCUCUUGUUUCUGAUAUCAAAGGAACAUCCCAGUUCCCUUGAAGAUAUUUCACAAACAAUCCUUGGUAGGUCCUGGUGUGAGCACAGACACCAUUUGUGAUACAUUUUAAAUGGAUAAGGGAAGGAAUCAAAAUGGGGUUGACGUUCAUCUUCAUCACAGGACACAAGCAGGAAAUAUUGGAUCGGUCACCUGUUACAAAUUCCAGCUCGCUCACUUCUCUGUUGCUGAGGAAAAAGGAGUUUCAACUCACCCAAAAGUUAAGAUUUUAGUGUGCCAGGUACUGCAUAUUUCUGGGUCUUUACAAUGGCUAAGUUUGUCAGCAAUUCAAGGGACAUCUAUAAACAGAUAUAUGUUAGGACUUUCCAAUCUGAUGGACUUUUGUUGUAAUUUCAGCUAACCACCCAGCUCAUUACAACUAGUUUCAUUGUGCAAAUCUUAUACCUAUGGGGUUGAUAGGGCUCAUUGAAAACUUAAGGGCUCUCUGGACAGGGCUGGCAUGUGUUCCAUCUGAAUGUACUGGCCUUGAGCAUCUGCUUUCACAGGGAUUGCUACUCCCCCAAAAUCUCUUUAGAUUUACACUGAUGUGGAUCCAGAAGGAGCAAGAGAUAACUCGGGUCCCAGAACAUAUUUUUAUUCUUGUUCCCACUUAAAGGUCUAAGUGCAGGCCUGCUGAAUGCAAGAACUACUGCUGUCAAAUUUAGUUGGACGUAUUCCUGCAGAUAUUUUUUCUUCCCACCAAUUCCACCCCCACCCCUGACAGACAUCAUAACCUUUCCCCUCACCUACAACAAACAAAAUGAGAAUAAAAGAUACACUCCUGGGUUGCUCACAGAACUGUCAACGAGACUUAUAGCUCCCGGUAAGAGAUCAAAAUUAAAUGUGUUAUCAAGUCACAUAUAUGUUAUCAUACACAAUCGAUUCUGAUUAACUGGGACACCUUGGGACCAGUACAUUUUGGCUCAUUUAAGCAGCUGUCCCAAUUAGAAGUUUCACAGAAAUAGUUAAAAAGGUAUAAAAAAAAGGCAAGCUACCAUUUAACAAUUAUGUAUUUAAAUUAAAUACAGAACAAAUUAGAACAAUACCAAUGUUAUUGCAGUACUAUAAAACUGUAUAUUGGUUCCUAAUAGUAUCAUCCAGUGAAUGCUGCCAUAUUCUUCCGAUUGACUGUAAAUGAACAAAAUCAGCUCAGGCACCUUAUAUAGAUCAUGAACUGCCUUUGUACAAUCCUUUUAAUGAAUGUACCUUCCAACUCUUCAUUUUCAUUGUAAUAUUCAAGAAUAUUGAUACUUCCAAAUCCUUUGUAGUUCCUGACUUAAAUUAAUGAAAUAGUUUCAUUUUCACUCCCAGCCGUUUCUGGCAUCUACAAGCCUGAAUGCUUGAAAUCACAGUUAGCAAAACAGUUCUGAAUUGUUUUACUGCUUAUUUCUUGCCAACUAUCAGUGACAAGGAACACUGCUUUCUGAACACAAACACAUACAAAUUGUGUUAUUUAAAAACUGUUUGCAAAAGCACAGUGUAAUGUCCCAUGGCCACAUGUGUGCACGCGACUGAUGCUACUUACAAACUGUUCAGCAACACUCUCCUGGCCCAAUUCAGUGGCAUUAUAUCCCAAAUAAACAAAUGGAUCACGGCUAUUUUCUCAAUUUGAUUUUGUUCUUUAAGAGUUGUCCCAAAUAAGUGUCUGUCCUGAUUAACUGAUGGCCCAAUUAACCAGAAUCCACUGUACUACCUUGAGAUUCAUUUUUAUUUAUAGAAAAAUAAAGAAAUGCAACAGAAUUUACAAACAACUAUAUGCAGCAACUAUAUUAUCUGGUCAAGACAGCAUCAGCAAACAAUGAUUCCUUGGGUGACAUCUCCCAGAUCGCAGAUCUUUUAAACUAUUUCUACACCUUCUGCUUGUUCAUUCUGAAACUGUUGGUGCUUGUGCCAUACAGCUUGGAUCUCGAUCGAAGGAUCCAGCACUGUACUAUGUCCGGACAGCAGCCUCGUGGAGAAAACCAAAGCUGACGCAGGGUCAUGAACAACUCCAUCUCAAAGCAGUGAGGAAGACUGAAGCAUCGAGGUGAAGCUGUUUGGACUCCUGACAGAAGCCAGAAGUUCGACGACCGCCCCCAACGGGGGCCAGAGGGUCGGCAAUGGAGGCCACUCUUCGGACCAGGUGUGAGUUCUGUGUCAUGGAAGGAUUGUUCAAUGUUCUGAGAUUUAUGUGAUUGGACUGUACUUUAUAUUGAUCCCCUUCAGUUUCUCAGUAUUUUCUUUCUUGUGGCUGAUUAGUGGGUGGGUCAUCUGUAAGGUGUGUGUGUUGAUGCCACUAUUCCUGUUCUUUUUUUCCCAAGCAAGACAGUUACUCGCUGCCUUUAUUCUCUGCGGGGCAGGAGUUUGGGGGGUGAGUUGCUAUUGCCACUGUCUUUUUUUUCUCUGAGUGGGGGAACUGGAAUUUUUUAUUGUUGCUGUGUUUUUUUCUGUGGGAGAGGGGAUCAGGAUUUUUAUUGCUGCUUUCUUCUGUAGGGAGGGGGCUUGGGAUUGUUAUUGUUGUUGUUUUUCUUGUGGGGGGUCAGGGAUUGUUGUUAUUGGUGUUUUUUCCCUAUGGAGGGGGUUAGGGAUUGUUAUUGUUGGUUUUUGGUGGGGGAAGUGUAAUUGAUGUUUUUGGCGGGGAAGUGUAAUUGAUGUUUUUUUCUGUGAGGACGAGAAUCGGGAACUGUUAUUGUUGCUGUUUUUACCUGUGGGGAGGGGUGGGGGAUUCUGGGGUCUGAGUUUUGAAUCUUUUAUUUUUUUUCAUCUGUACUUCAUGGACAAAUAUCAGAGUUGUACUGCACAUGCAUACUUUGACAAUAAAAUGAACCUUGUAAUCAGUAACUGAUGGCCAAUAUGCAAAGAGUAAAGAAGCAAAUAAUAAAAAUAAUACU
Molecule: messenger RNA, 5244 nt
Organism: Mobula hypostoma (lesser devil ray)
Lineage: Eukaryota; Metazoa; Chordata; Chondrichthyes; Myliobatiformes; Myliobatidae
Exons: 6
Coding region: 296-1111 (271 amino acids)
Molecular function (GO): S-adenosylmethionine-dependent methyltransferase activity
Source: RefSeq, a predicted model, not a curated record